This is a messenger RNA of Penicillium olsonii, 1905 nucleotides long. NCBI's taxonomy places the organism in Eukaryota, Fungi, Ascomycota, Eurotiomycetes, Eurotiales, Aspergillaceae. The record is from the annotation of a GenBank genome assembly.
AUGCCUGUCUCUCACAUCACCCUCACGGUCUCGCACCUGCCAACCUCGACCUCCUUCUUCUUAUCAUGUCUGCAACCAUUGGGAUACCAAUUCAUCGGGCGACACGACGACUACAUAGGUUUCGGUCAGAAGCAGGGGGAGCCUGCUGAUUUCUGGAUGACUGAGACCAAGCCUGGAACUCCUCCAGGUGCAGUUCAUGUCGCCUUCCCAGCCCCGUCGAGAGACGCAGUCGGCUCAUUCUUCAUAAGCGCUCUCAAAGCAGGCGCGAAGAUACAUGGGGAACCCAAGGAGCGAGAUUCGCACUCCGGGUACUUCAGUGCAGCCGUCGUCGACUUCGACGGUAACAGCAUUGAAGCCGUGUACCGGCCCGAAGUGUCGUCCGCUGCAUCGGCGGUCAGCGGGCCAACAAUGGCCCUGCUGGAGGAUUCCAACCGAUCCGUGGUUUCGAAGGCCAGCAGUCGAGCUAGCACCGUCAAGCCAGAGAGCGUCGCCCCGAGGUCCGAAGCAGGAUCCGUGGCCAGGUCUGUGGCCAGAUCUGAGGCUCGUUCCGAAGCUAGAUCUGAGGCCAAGUCUCGUGCACCCACGAUGGUGUCCAGGGCUCCUACAGCCGUUGAGCGUUCUGCUCCUACUGUCGUCACUCGCGCCCAGGCCCCGCCGCAGCCCUCGUACAUCGUGGCAACGGCCCCGGUCGAUGACGGCAGCAAAGCGGCCAAGACCAUCGUCGGUACGCUCAUUGGUGCCGCUGCCGGUGCGGCAAUCGCAUAUGCAAUGGUCAAGGGCGACUCACAGUCCACCGAAGAGCCAAAGAGCCAGUCUCAAUUCCCCACGGAUUUCCCGCAGAUCAAGGCUGCCGCUCAGUCCUUCUUUGGUGCUGGCAACAACAACAAUAACGUUCCUCAAGAGCAACAGCCCCAGCAGUUCCGCGCUAUCGAGGCACCACCACCACCUCGCAGCAUCUACUCGGCCGCCUCAGGCGCCUCAGGCCCACGGUCUACGCUCUCCCGCAGCGUGUCCUCCAAGAACCCACGUGCCAGCACCAUCUACGAGGGCACUGAAUUCCUGGGCGACAACAUGCGCCGUGCAUCCGAGGGCUCGGUCUACACCAUCAACGAGGACGCCCCACUCCGCGCCAUCGAGUACCCGCCUGCCAGUGCCGCUUCCCAGCAGCGGUACCCCUGCGCUCCCUCCACGUUUAUCAGCAGCUAUCAUGAGGACAUGCCACGCCACAUGUCAACAGGCAGCGUGCACAGCGCCCAGAGCGCUUCGACCGUGAAGGCCGCCUCGGCUACACGUCGCCACAGCUCCGACGACAAGGACGGCUACUCAUCCGUCAGUCACCGCAGCCAGAGCGUGCACAGCCAUCACAGUCAGCAAUCGCACCGCUCCGUGCGCACCUCCUCGCACGCCGGCAGGGACAAGGACAAUGCCAGCGUUGCGUCAUCCAAGUCCGCGCGCAACAUCCCCCUCCCGGUGACCUCGACACCUAGUUUCUACUCCAGCUCGAGUAUCCACAGCAAAGACAUCGCUAUUGGACCCAAGGAUUCCUACGUCAGCCCCAGUGACAACUACGGGCCUAAGGAUUCGUAUAUCUCCGCCCGUCAUGUAUUGCUGCCCGAAAGUGUGCUCGACGUCGACGUUGAAUCCAAUGUGUCGCCCGAUGAUUCGAUCAGCCAGGCUGGCGGCCGUUCCCACCAUUCUACCCGCUCGCACCGCUCUCAUCGCUCCAGUCAUUCUAAGCGGGAGCCGAGCGUGCACUCCAAGUCCGGUUCCAAGUUCGAUGAGGCUGUGAGACCCGCUGAUUCCGUUAGUCAGGUGUCUCGGGCCUCACAGCGCACUGUCAAGGCUGAAGGCAGCAAGGCUGGCUCCAAGGUAGGUGGCAGUCGUCGCAGUAGCCAGGUUGCAUGA